UUUAUAAAUAGGUCCUAGUUCAUCUUAGUUUGUACCAACAACAUUUCUCAUCAAACAUCAUGGCUACCACACAAAUAGCUGUUAUCGUGCUUCUAGGAUUACUUGUUGCCACCAACAUUCACAUAACAGAGGCCCAAUUAGGUGUUUGCUAUGGAAUGAUGGGGAACAACUUGCCAUCACACUCGGAAGUUAUACAGCUCUACAAGUCAAGAAACAUUGGAAGAUUGAGGCUUUAUGAUCCGAAUCAUGGAGCUUUAAAUGCGUUAAGAGGAUCAAACAUUGAAGUGAUACUAGGACUUCCAAAUGUAGAUGUGAAACACAUUGCUUCUGGGAUGGAACACGCGACAUGGUGGGUACAGAAGAACGUUAAAGAUUUCUGGCCUGAUGUUAAAAUUAAGUACAUUGCUGUUGGUAAUGAAAUCAGCCCUGUUACUGGCACAUCGUCUCUUACCUCAUUUCAAGUUCCUGCUUUGGUUAACAUUUAUAAAGCAAUCGGUGAAGCUGGUUUGGGAAAUAACAUUAAGGUCUCAACGUCAGUAGACAUGACGUUGAUUGGCAACUCUUAUCCACCAUCACAGGGUUCUUUUAGGAACGAUGUGAGAUGGUUCACUGAUCCGAUUGUUGGAUUUUUGAGGGAUACGCGUGCACCUUUGCUCGUUAACAUUUAUCCUUAUUUUAGUUAUUCUGGUAAUCCAGGACAGAUUUCACUUCCCUAUGCUCUUUUUACAGCACCUAAUGUAGUGGUACAAGAUGGUUCGCGUCAAUAUAGGAACUUAUUUGAUGCUAUGUUGGAUUCUGUUUAUGCUGCCAUGGAACGAACAGGAGGAGGAUCUGUAGGAAUUGUUGUGUCAGAGAGUGGAUGGCCGUCUGCUGGUGCAUUUGGUGCCACACAUGACAAUGCAGAAACAUACUUGAGGAACUUAAUUCAACAUGCUAAAGAAGGUAGUCCCAGAAAGCCUGGACCUAUCGAGACUUAUAUAUUCGCCAUGUUUGAUGAGAAUAACAAGAAUCCAGAGCUUGAGAAACAUUUUGGAUUGUUUUCACCAAACAAGCAGCCAAAAUACAACCUCAACUUUGGGGUGUCUGAAAGAGUUUGGGAUAUUUCUGCUGAAACUAAUAGCACUACUUCUUCACUCAUAAGUGAGAUGUAAAAACACACAUGUGAAAGCAUCUAGUAUCCGCAAAAAUAUUUAUUCGUCAUGCAAUUUUAUGUUUGUAUGCAACACCAAAUAAAUUCCUUUUGUUUGUGAUAUUUGUGAUUUUGGGAAGAAACUUUUUGUAAGUUUGUAUAUUGCUUACACCAUCAAUUACAUUAUUUCCAUGUUUGAUUAGA
Messenger RNA from Solanum stenotomum, 1333 nucleotides. Its product is annotated as glucan endo-1,3-beta-glucosidase, basic. Gene Ontology annotation, cellular component: plasma membrane. Gene Ontology annotation, biological process: carbohydrate metabolic process. NCBI's taxonomy places the organism in Eukaryota, Viridiplantae, Streptophyta, Magnoliopsida, Solanales, Solanaceae. The record is from RefSeq and is a predicted model, not a curated record. The transcript is spliced from 2 exons. Gene Ontology annotation, molecular function: hydrolase activity, hydrolyzing O-glycosyl compounds. Bases 60 to 1151 code for a protein of 363 amino acids.